CAACAACACAAAGAUAUAAUACACAGGAACCAAAAGCGAAGUCAAGCAAAUAUAAAAAUAAUGAAGAAGGCGGCAGAAUUCGUGAAGGACAUAAUAAACAUGUUGGCUGGUCUGGCGAAGGAGAAGACUAAGGAGCUAAAGAGGAAGACAAGAGCCUUUAAGACCCGUCUUGUAAUAUUCUCGCUACUCCACAACAGAAACAUGGUGGUGAGCUCGUGGUCUCACAAGCUCAAAUCCAAACCAACAUCAAGAAGCCUAGAUGAUGGUGGUAAUAAGGAUAAAAAUAACAUGGUGGUGGUGUAUAGCCACAACGCCAUGUCUAGCACUCCUGCUGCCUCUCCGCAAUAUGUACAAUAUGUGGACGAGGAAGAUGAAGAAGAAGAGGAAGAUGAUGAAAAGUAUCCAGACUUGAGACACUCGCUGUUUGAGGCAGAGGGCUCGGUGAUAGACAUGGUGAAACACUCCAAGGAAGACAAGGGAGAAGAGUUUCGGUUGGAAGAUGAGAUCGACAACGUGGCUGAUCUUUUCAUUACCCGGUUCCACCGACAGAUGUGGUUGCAGAAGCAGCUUUCUCUCGAGAAUAUUCAAGAUACAUCGAACUGAUUUCAAUCGUGUGAUAUACAUACACAUAACGCCCCUUCUCUUUUUUUUAGGGUGCGGAGGACGCAAUGAUCCUCUUAGAUUGUUUAGCGUAGUGAAAUGAAAACGGGACGUAUACACAUGCAUGUUUAUAUCAACGUCCCCUCUUUGUUCACGUUUCUUGACCAAUAAAUAAAGUU
Messenger RNA from Brassica oleracea var. oleracea, 779 nucleotides. RefSeq lists its product as uncharacterized. The record is from RefSeq and is a predicted model, not a curated record. The coding region runs from base 61 to 603 and encodes 180 amino acids. The transcript has a single exon. Lineage: Eukaryota; Viridiplantae; Streptophyta; Magnoliopsida; Brassicales; Brassicaceae.